CAUCCUCCUCUCGUCCACUGCCGCAGUGUCGUAGGCGCAUCUGCUUCGGAGUCAACAUGGAAAAGUUCAGCCGCUUCCGCGACGCCGGCACCGGCAUCCAGGUCUUCUUGCCGCCCGUCACACCUGCUGGAAACACAUCAGCGCUGCAUCUGCUGGCACUGCCGUUCCUCUACGUGCUGGGUGCGGCGCGCGGCGUCCUGCUUCUCGCCGUCGUGCUCCUGUGGACGCUGCUGGAGACGUUGCUAGGCCUGUUUGGGGCCCGGGCAGCGGUCCGCAGUGUCUUCGUGCCCGUUGUGCUGGCGCUGCUGGGCUUCUACGGCACGACGCCAGAAACGAUCUCGCUCGCGACGAGGGGCCGCAACGCACCCGCGCCAAGUGCGCCUCCACGCGUGGGCGAUCUCAUCGUGUCCAACCACUCGUCGUACAUCGACGUGCUGCUGCUUAGCCGCGCAUGCCCGUCGUACCUGCUGCCGGUUCUCUCGCCCUCGGCGCCGCCGCCAUCCGCCGCCGCAGCCCGCGGAGCAGCUCGCAAGCGCGGUCCGGGCGCAUACAUGCCUGAAACUCUGCGCGAGAAAGUCAGCGGCGAGGCGCGCCUGGUGGGCUGGAAGGCUGUCGGCCUCGUGACCGCCCUGAUGCAGGUCGCUCGACCGCCGCUCGAAGGUGACGCCAGCGAUGCAGACGUGAAGCCUUUUGACAAGGCGCUGCAAGAGGCCAACGCGCCCUGCGUGGUGUUCCCAGAGCUUGUCACUUCGAAUAACCGCGCCUUGCUACGCCCGGCACCGAUCUUCCCGACCACCUGGCGGGAGCUAUAUGCGCGCACGGGUGCGCUGCGUGAUCUGCCGCGCUCGCCGCGCAUGUACAUCACCGCAAUCAAGUACGAGCCGCCAUCGCCGCUGUCGCCAAGCGCCACGACGAGUGUGCCGCGCUCACUUGGCGCCAGCAUCUGGGCCGGACUCAUCGCGCUGCCGCGCGGCGUCAGCGUGCGCGUACUUCAUCCAGCAGAGGCACCGACGGGCCAGGCAGCGUCGGCCGACGUUCGCGGCGCCGAGCGCGGCCCGCAAGAGGCUAUCGCUGACUCGUGGUCUGCACUCUCGCGGCUGCGUCGCACAAACCUGGGCUUUGAGGAGAAGGAAGCCUUUCUCGCCAUGUAUCAGCGCCGGUAGCCUGCGUGGCCGUCCACGCGAAGUGGAGCAAAUGGGAGGCAACUCGCACGCCGCCUGCCGUCGUCCCGCGCACGUCGUCGAGCUGGCGCGAAGCUGCAGUCGUAGUAGGUGGCAUUGCGGCGCGCACAGAGGCCGCACAGAACAGCGAGGGCGCGAGUGAGCGCAGCGAGUGAGAGAAACCGUCGUAAUACGAGCACGCCUGAAGCCGGAUGCGUUGAGCGCAGAGCGCCUCCCAUCCUCCGUCCCCU
Molecule: messenger RNA, 1411 nt
Organism: Tilletiopsis washingtonensis
Lineage: Eukaryota; Fungi; Basidiomycota; Exobasidiomycetes; Entylomatales
Exons: 8
Coding region: 57-1163 (368 amino acids)
Source: RefSeq, a predicted model, not a curated record